Python bivittatus (Burmese python) is the source of this 4171-nucleotide messenger RNA. It is a transcript of the gene BMS1, whose product is annotated as BMS1 ribosome biogenesis factor. The record is from RefSeq and is a predicted model, not a curated record. Gene Ontology annotation, cellular component: nucleus; 90S preribosome. Gene Ontology annotation, biological process: ribosome biogenesis; endonucleolytic cleavage of tricistronic rRNA transcript (SSU-rRNA, 5.8S rRNA, LSU-rRNA); maturation of SSU-rRNA from tricistronic rRNA transcript (SSU-rRNA, 5.8S rRNA, LSU-rRNA). Gene Ontology annotation, molecular function: GTPase activity; U3 snoRNA binding; GTP binding. NCBI's taxonomy places the organism in Eukaryota, Metazoa, Chordata, Lepidosauria, Squamata, Pythonidae.
AAGGGGGUUAAGCACCCGAGCCUGCCCGGAGCGAGCUGAGGUACCUUGGUGAAAAGCAAGUCUUUUGCCUCACGCGGUUGCUGUGCACUGGGGGAAAGAUGGAGGAGAGCAGCAAAAAACAACAUCACAAGAAACACGGUGGGCCCAAGGCUGGCAAGAAAAAGAAGCGUCAUUUGAAAGACUUGGGAAUUGAAGAUGAAGAGGAUGCCCGGAAGAGAAACCCCAAAGCUUUUGCGGUCCAGUCCGCAGUCCGCAUGGCCAGAACAUUCCACAGGACCCAAGAUUUGAAAACAAAAAAACAUCAUAUUCCAGUGGUUGAUCGCACUCCCUUGGAACCACCUCCGGUGGUGGUGGUGGUGGUUGGCCCUCCAAAAGUUGGGAAAAGCACCUUGAUAAAAUGCCUCAUUAAGAAUUUCACAAGGCAGAAAUUAGUUGAAAUCCGAGGCCCUGUAACCAUUGUAUCAGGUAAAAAACGUCGGCUAACCAUAAUUGAAUGUGGAUGUGAUAUUAAUGUAAUGAUUGAUCUUGCCAAAGUUGCUGAUCUGGCUUUGAUGCUUAUUGAUGCCAGUUUUGGAUUCGAAAUGGAAACGUUUGAAUUUCUGAACAUUUGUCAGGUACAUGGUUUUCCCAAAAUCAUGGGUGUUCUUACGCACUUGGAUAGCUUCAAAAAUAACAAACAGCUCAAGAAGACCAAAAAGAGAUUAAAGCAUCGAUUCUGGACGGAAGUGUAUCAGGGUGCCAAAUUGUUCUAUCUGUCCGGGAUGGUGCAUGGAGAAUAUCAAAAACAGGAAAUCCACAACCUGGGGCGGUUUAUCUCUGUGAUGAAAUUCCGUCCCCUUACUUGGCAGACAACUCAUCCCUAUGUUUUGGUUGACAGGAUGGAAGAUUUGACAAAUCCAGAGGUUAUUAGGGUUAAUCCAAAGUGUGACCGGAAGGUUUCACUUUAUGGUUAUCUAAGAGGAGCCCAUUUGAAAAACAAAAGCCAAAUACACAUGCCAGGUGUCGGGGAUUUCACUGUAAGCGAUGUCAGUUUCCUGCCAGAUCCUUGUGCUCUUCCUGAGCAUCAAAAGAAACGAUGCUUAAAUGAGAAGGAGAAACUGAUUUAUGCCCCACUCUCAGGGGUUGGGGGCUUGGUGUAUGACAAAGAUGCCGUGUAUAUUGAUCUUGGGGGAAGCCACUCCCAUCAAGACAGAGAGGAGGAAGAAAGGCCAAAUCAUGAACUAGUCCAGAGCCUCAUCUCUGCACAUUCCACCAUCGAUGCCAAGAUGGCUUCUAGCAAAGUCUCUCUCUUUAUGGAUUCCAAACCUUUAGAGACGGAGGAUGUUGAAAAUGAAAGGAUUCUUGCAAUGCCUAAAGAAGAAAAGAAAACAGACCCGCUAACUGGGAGGACGCGUCGGAAAGCAGUGUUUGAAAAUGAAGACAAAAGUGAAGAGGAGGAGGAGGAGGAGGAGGAGGAGGAGGAGGAGGAAAUGUCUAUGGAGGAGGACAUGGGGCAGAGUGGCAAUAAUGAGGAAGGAGAAGAUGACAAUAAUUUUCUACACCAGAAUCUGGUUUUGAGAUCUUCCAAGCAGAGUAAAAAAGAAAUUGAACAUGCAGUGCUAACAGAAUUGCCAGUGUUUGCUGACAGCGAUGAUGAUCUUGAGAAGAGUUCAGAGGAGGAAGAAGAAGAAGAAAAUGACCUUGAAGAGGCUGAUGAAAGUGGACAAGAAAGUGAAGAGGAAGAGGAGACAAUCCGUUCUGAACCUACUGCCAGAAAUGUAGCUCAGUUUAGUAGACCUGUAUACUGUGAAAGAGACCAAGAGAUGAGAAACAGAAGAAAGGUAGCUAAAAACGCAGCCUGCUCCACAGAUGCUGGGAACAGGACUGCUGAAGGGGCACCAGGAUCAGAUUUAGAUGGACCUUCAUCCUUGGAAGAGGAAGGCGGAUCAGCGGAUGAUACUGACCUCGAAGGGUCGGAUAAGGAAGAGACCCAGCUGCAAAGAACGGGCAGGAAGAUACAAGACUCAGCGUUUAUGAAAAACGAAGAUGAUGUUGAAGAUCUGUUGAAAGAGGAAGAUGGAUAUGAAGAAGCAUUUGAUUUUUCUUCAGCAACAGUUGGGGCUCUGAAAUGGAAGGAAGACCUUGCCCAGAAGGCAGCUGAAGCCUUUUUGAGGCAGCAACAGUCUGCUCCCAACUUCCGGAAACUCGUUUAUGGGCCAGUGGCUGAGGAUGAUGAAAAAGAAGAAGAAAGAAAUGAAGAACUCGGAGGGUUGUUUCGCGUCAGCCGUCCUGACAAAGAAUCAAAAGGAAAGAUUGACGCUCUCGAUUGCUCCAAAUUUCCUGUGGAAGCCCCGCAGGACUGGGACUUGGAUGAGGUAAUGGACAGCAUCCGAGACUGCUUUGUGACCGGAAACUGGGAAGCUGACAAAGAUGCAGGAAAACUGUUGAAGGAAGAUGAAGAAAUAUAUGGUGAUUUUGAAGACCUCGAGACGGGAACCGUGUAUAAAGGCAGAUCAACUAAUCAAGGAGAUGAGGCAGAAAAUGAAGAAGAAGAAGAGGAUAAUGAGGGAAAAAACAGCAAAGUGGCUGAGGAGGAAGAGGAACAGAAGAAGCGUAUCGCUAAGAAACGUAAAUUGAAAGAGAUGUUUGAUGCUGAAUAUGAUGGAAAUGCCACCUACUUCGAUGAUCUGAAAGAGGAGCUGCAGAAGCAGGCUCAGCUUAACAGGCUUGAGUUUGAAGAUCAAGAUGAUGAAACCAGAAUUCAGUACGAGGGGUUUCGACCGGGCAUGUAUAUCCGGAUAGAACUUGAGAACGUCCCGUGUGAACUGGUGCUGCAUUUUGAUCCACAUUAUCCAAUUGUCCUGGGUGGCCUGGGAAACACUGAAGGAAAUGUGGGCUACGUGCAGAUGCGGUUGAAGAAGCAUCGCUGGUACAAGAAAAUCCUCAAAACCCGCGACCCUCUGAUUCUGUCUCUAGGCUGGAGGCGGUUCCAGACGAUACCUAUGUAUUACGUAGAAGACCACAACGGUCGUCACAGGCUGCUUAAGUAUACACCACAACACAUGCACUGUGGAGGAACUUUCUGGGGCCCCAUCACUCCACAAGGGACAGGAUGUUUGGCAGUCCAGUCUGUGAGUACUACAAUGGCUGAUUUUCGGAUAGCUGCUACUGGAGUUGUGCUUGACUUGGAUAAGUCUUUAAGAAUUGUGAAGAAAUUAAAGUUGGUUGGUUUUCCUUUCAAAAUUUUCAAGAAUACAGCUUUUAUUAAGGGCAUGUUUAACUCGGUGCUGGAAGUGGCCAAGUUUGAAGGCGCAGCCAUUCGUACGGUGAGCGGCAUCCGGGGACAGAUCAAGAAGGCCCUUCGAACCCCAGAGGGGGCCUUCCGGGCAACCUUUGAAGACAAGCUGCUGAUGAGUGAUAUUGUAUUCAUGCGAACAUGGUAUCCCGUAUCUGCCCCUGCCUUCUAUAAUCCAGUAACCUCUUUACUGAAGCCUCUGGGUGAAAAAACGUCCUGGGUAGGAAUGAAGACAACGGGGCAGUUAAGACAUGAGAAGGGUAUCAGACUGAAGCAAAACAAGGAUUCCCUUUAUAAGCUCAUAGUGCGGGAGAAAAAACAUUUCAAUAAGCUGCAUAUUCCAAAAGCUCUUCAGAAGGCCUUGCCAUUUAAGAACAAGCCCAAGUUCCAAGAAAGAAAAAAGAAAGUUACAAAGGAUAAGUGGAGACCAGCUGUUAUCAGGGAACCGCAUGAAAGAAAGGUUGCAGCACUUCUCUCCGCUUUGGGCACGGUACACAACUAUAAGUUGCAGAAGGACAAAGUGAAACAUCGCCAGCAGGUUAAAGAGCAUCUGAAAGAGAAACAGAAAGAGGAAGAAGCAAAGCUGAAGAGGCAAAAGGAAGCAAGGAAGAAACUUUUUCGUAUUAUUGGACAAAGGGAGAAGAAGAGGCAAAAGUCAAGCCUGAAGGGAUCUGCUGAAAAAGAGUAACAAGUAGCCAUGUGCAGAACCUACCUCCAAAUGAGUUGGUAGUUUCCAAAGAAAUGCUUCUAAGACACGAAACCAGUUAUGGUUUGGAGGAUUACAUUCUGGAAAACUGGUGGAUCACUGCCAUUGUUGCUAGGUUGGCCUAGUCCGGAGGAGGAACGGAGCCUCCAGAGAUGUCUGGAACGUUCUGCUACCAGCACAGAGAGUUUUGC